Molecule: messenger RNA, 1845 nt
Organism: Liolophura sinensis
Lineage: Eukaryota; Metazoa; Mollusca; Polyplacophora; Chitonida; Chitonidae
Product: endoglucanase A-like
Exons: 11
Coding region: 146-1774 (542 amino acids)
Biological process (GO): carbohydrate metabolic process
Molecular function (GO): hydrolase activity, hydrolyzing O-glycosyl compounds
Source: RefSeq, a predicted model, not a curated record
GCUGUACCCAGCCGUCAUCCUCGUGGCUCUGGCCUCCUCCGUCAGGAGCGCGGAUAAAAUCACCGUGGUGAAUUCGUGGCCGGGAGGGUUUCAGGGUUCCUUCUGUGUGCACGCUAAUCAUGCCUAUCAUGGAUGGAAAGCCCAUAUGGUGUUCGCCAGCGCAGUGGACUCGAUCCAGACUGGCCAAGCCAAUGUGGUAUCAUCAAAUAGUGCAAAAACAGAGUACAUCAUAUCGUCCAAAGACUGGGAUGCAGAAAUCGCCAGUGGAGAAUGUAUGAAAAUAGACUUCACGGCGAAUGUCGCGGCCGGAGGAAGCGCUCCGAAGGGAACGGUCUUCCUAGAGGGGAGUUCUGGAUCUUCAGGAAGUGUGACAAGCGGUCAAGGAAAUCAUGGAAGCCACGUCACACCCACAAAUCCAGUAGCACAUGGGCAUGGAACAAAACACGAGAAGUACGACUACGGCGAGGUUCUGGGGAAAUCUAUCUUGUUCUACGAAGCGCAAAGAUCUGGUAAACUUCCGGCAAACAACAGGGUAAAAUGGCGAGGUGACUCCGCACUGAAGGAUGGUUCCGAUGUAGGCCACGAUCUCACGGGAGGAUGGUAUGAUGCUGGAGAUCAUGUCAAAUUCGGUUUACCAAUGGCUGCAACAACAACAUUACUGCUGUGGAGUUUGAUUCAGUGGCCUGACGCGUACACAGCCGCCAAACAGCUGGACCACAUGUACGACUGUGUGAAAUGGCCUCUGGACUAUUUUAUCAAGUGUCACACAGGCCCAACCGAAUUUUAUGCUCAGGUUGGCGACGGACAUCCCGAUCAUUCGUACUGGGGGAGACCUGAAGACAUGACCAUGAAACGUCCAGCUUACAAAGUCACGGCACAGAAACCAGGAAGUGACGUGGUUGGGGAAACAGCUGCCGCAAUGGCUGCCGGUUAUAUAGCUUUUAAAAAGAGGGAUCCCGCUUAUGCCACAAAACUGCUUACUCAUGCCAAGCAGCUGUACGAAUUCGCGUCCAAACACAAAGGGCAGUACACACAGGCUAUCCCAGGAGCUGCAGAGUUCUACGCAUCUGGUGGGUACAUGGACGAGUUGACAUGGGCAGGGGCUUGGCUGUACAAGGCAACGGGGCAGCAGAAAUACCUGGACGAAGCUCAGGCUAACUACCGCCAUGGCGUCAUGGGUCCAGGCUGGGCUCUCUCAUGGGACAGUAAACAAGCCUGCGCUCAGAUGCUCUUGUAUGAACUCACAAAGGGUCCUGACUACAAACGUGACAUCACGAUGUUCUUGAACGCCUGGCUACCCGGGGGUCAAGUCCAAUAUACCCCAAAGGGUCUAGCCUACAGAGAUAAGUGGGGCCCUAACAGAUACGCCGCAAAUUCUGCUCUAAUCGCGUUAAUGGCAGCCGAAAAUGGACUCAAUGUCGACAAGUACCGCGCAUGGGCAGAAAAGGAGAUCAAUUACAUCCUAGGGGACACGGGGCACAGUUUUGUUGUCGGAUUCGGGAAGAAGCCACCCCAAAGGCCGCAUCAUCGAUCAAGUUCCUGUCCAAAUCGCCCUGCGCCUUGUGGAUGGGACAACUUUAACAGCCCAGAUCCUGACCCUCAGAUAUUAUAUGGCGCCAUGGUAGGAGGCCCAGAUACUAACGAUGUUUACAAAGAUGAUCGUAAAGAUUACGUGAAGAACGAAGUGGCAUGUGAUUAUAAUUCUGGGUUCCAAGCUUCAGUCGCGGGUUUGAAGCAUUUAGCCCUCAUUGGUGAGCUACCCGCAACUUAUUAACAUACUUUUUAAAGCUGAUUUUAAAUUCAUUGUAACCAUUCUUUAAUUAUUAAUAAAUGUUAUAAAACAGG